Molecule: messenger RNA, 504 nt
Organism: Trichomonas vaginalis G3
Lineage: Eukaryota; Parabasalia; Trichomonadida; Trichomonadidae
Product: RNA polymerase II transcription regulator recruiting protein
Exons: 1
Coding region: 1-504 (167 amino acids)
Biological process (GO): regulation of DNA-templated transcription
Cellular component (GO): nucleus
Molecular function (GO): DNA-binding transcription factor activity, RNA polymerase II-specific; RNA polymerase II cis-regulatory region sequence-specific DNA binding
Source: RefSeq, a predicted model, not a curated record
AUGCUAAAGGAUGCAGGAUUCGAAAAGAGAUUGACCAAAAUAAGCAAAACUAAGUGGACUCCAGAAGAAGAUACUCUUCUUCGAUCAGCGGUUGAAAAGUAUGGAACAAGCAAUUGGACAUUGAUUGGAAACUUUGUGCCCGGAAGAACUGGAAAGCAAUGCCGUGAAAGAUGGACUGGCCAAAUCUGUCCAACUAUUAACAAAGAGUCAUGGACACCUCAAGAGGAUUAUUUGCUAUUCCAAUAUCAAAAUUUAUAUGGAAAUAAAUGGGCAUUAAUUGCACAAUACCUUCCAAAUCGUACUCCAAUUGGGAUCAAGAAUAGAUGGAAUUGGUUUUGCAGAAAUAAGGAAAAAUACUAUGUCCCAAAGGAGAAAAAGCCUACUAUCAAAUUUGAAUCCAUAGUUCUGGCAAAUGAUACACUCUUUGGUGAAGAAUUUGAAGAAUUCAAAAGAAAAUUACAUUCUGACAUGCUAUAUAAUUCAAUAUCUUAUAAUGACCUUUGA